UCCAUUUAUGCAUACCACUAUAUUAUUGCUCCAAUCUUCUUAUCCCUAUUUGCUCAAUACAAGCACUUGUUAGUUCGACUCCAUCUCUCCCCCUCCUCCCUUCACCAUCUGCACCAAAUUCACCAUGGACGCUUGUUUUCUCUCCUCAAACUCAUUACACAAAACCAUAACAUUUGCCCCUUCAAUCAAAGCCAGAUUUCUCACCACUCCAAAGACAAUUCCGUAUCAGUUCAAUUGCAAGAAAGUCAAAAUCCCAUCUCUUAUUACAUAUUGCCAUCUGGGUUCAUCAUCACCAGAAGAUGACAGCAAACCAAGUCCUGAUCCUGAUUGGAGAUCAUUCAGAGCAAGACUAGUAGCCGGAGAGCGUGCACUGAGACCUCAAGCAGACGAUCUUUCCUCUAGUGUUGACCCUGAUACCGUUGGGGAUGAGGAUCAACCUCCAACAGUAAAAAUCAGUGAAAAGUGGGCCCACGCCCUCCACGAACCCGAAAAGGGCUGCUUGCUCAUUGCAACGGAGAAGCUGGAUGGGGUCCACAUCUUCGAACGUACGGUGAUCCUGCUCUUAUCGACCGGCCCGGUGGGGCCGACCGGGAUCAUCCUCAACCGGCCGUCGCUCAUGUCCAUCAAGGAGACCAAAUCAACGGUGUUUGAUGUCGCGGGCACGUUCUCCGAUAGGCCGCUGUUCUUCGGGGGCCCACUGGAGGAAGGCUUGUUCCUGGUGAGGCCCCACAGGGGUGGUGAUGAUGGGGUGGGGAGGAGUGGUGUUUUUGAUGAAGUGGUGAAAGGGGUGUAUUAUGGGACCAAGGAGAGUGUGGGUUGUGCCGCUGAAAUGGUGAAGAGGAAUGUGGUUGAGGCUGAGGAGUUUAGGUUCUUUGAUGGGUAUUGUGGGUGGGAAAAGGAGCAGUUGAGAGAUGAGAUAAGGGCUGGUUAUUGGACUGUGGCUGCUUGCAGCCCAAGUGUAAUUGGGUUGUCCAGUGUUGGAAGCGUUGGGCUUUGGGAUGAGGUUCUUGGGCUUGUUGGGCCUAGAAAAGUUUGGUGACUUUUUCUUUAUAUUAUCCUUAAGAGGCACAAUGUGGGAAACUUGGGGCACAAAAAGCCUAGUGAUCAAAACCCAUGUUGGGGAGCAAUUGGUUGUAGCAUGACUUUGAUGUGUAAUUGCAAUAGAGAAAGUACACGGAUUCGGAUGAUUUCAGACAUAUCUGUAUUCAGCAUAAGUCUAUGGGCAUAGCAUUGCUUAUUGUAAUAAGACUUUUCAUUUUGUAGUGUA
This is a messenger RNA of Rhododendron vialii, 1267 nucleotides long. RefSeq lists its product as uncharacterized. The record is from RefSeq and is a predicted model, not a curated record. The transcript has 2 exons. Lineage: Eukaryota; Viridiplantae; Streptophyta; Magnoliopsida; Ericales; Ericaceae. The coding region runs from base 125 to 1039 and encodes 304 amino acids.